Molecule: messenger RNA, 1497 nt
Organism: Pseudozyma flocculosa PF-1
Lineage: Eukaryota; Fungi; Basidiomycota; Ustilaginomycetes; Ustilaginales; Ustilaginaceae
Exons: 5
Coding region: 1-1497 (498 amino acids)
Biological process (GO): kinetochore assembly; attachment of mitotic spindle microtubules to kinetochore; protein localization to kinetochore
Cellular component (GO): kinetochore
Source: RefSeq, a predicted model, not a curated record
AUGCCACCUGCAGCAUCUCCGAAUAAGACAAGGACGCGCGCAUCGACGAGGAGAAGGAGCUCGCAGCCCCGUGCUGCCUCACAACAGCCGCCGCAGCCAGACGACGACCACGACGACCAAAAGGAAGCGCUUCAAGCCCCGCUCCAGACCAUUUCCGCCACCGCAGACGACAACGGUCAGCACGAGGAUGACCUCAAGUCCAUCAUUGCCGAGACGAAGACAAUCCUCGCAUCUCUGGGCCCGGCCAUCUCCUCGUCCCGGUCUCCUCAAAGGGAGCCGCUGACUGCCUUCGAGAUUGCGCCAGAGCACCUCUCGCUGCACACGAUCCGCGACCAGCUCCUCUCAAAGUCGGAUCGCAAGCGCUCCCUCUUUGGCGCCAACGGCGGCCCAGACGACCUCGAGAGCCCGUCCAAGCGGCGGCGCAGCAGCCUCUCCCAGAUUAUGGGCGAAGGCGACCUCGACAUCGACUGGGCCACCUACAAAGACUGGCCCGAGGGCGUCGUCGAAGAAGAGUCCAUGAUGCUCGACUACUUCCGCAAGCUCAAGUUCAUCUACCUCGAGCAGGAGACCAAGAUGCGCUUCCUCGCAGACGUACAGGACGACAUCGAGACGGGGACCGAGGCCACCGUCUACUCGGCCGCCGACGUCGCAGAAAGAGAACGAGUGGCAAAGAGCCUCAAGUCGCAGCUGGUCGAGGCAAAGUCGCUGGUGCGCUCACUCAGGGCCGAGGUGGAUGCGGCCGCCGAGCAGCUGGUGCAGCCGUGGCAGCAGGUCGAACAGGAGUCCAAGGAAGCCGAGCGGCUCAUCAAGGAGAUCGGCGACAUGGAGCUCGAGCUGGCCAAAAUUCGCGCCCAGAGCCACGGCAAGGGUAACAUCGCCGCCAUUGCCGGUCGAGAGGGUCCCUUGACGACCGCAGAGGCAGAGGAGGUGUGCGAUGCCCAGAUCCAGGAAAUGACGACGCUCGAGGAGCAGACGACCAAGGCGCAGCAGUCGAUCGAGACGACCAAAAAGCAGCUCGUGACGUCGCUCAAGUCGCUCGACCGUCUCAAUGCCGAGCGCUCGACGGCGGAAAAGUAUGCCGCCGAGGCCAAGCUGGGCAUGGGCCGCGAUGGCGGGCGGGAUCUCGAGACCGAACAGCUGUGCGCCACCCACACCGCCACCCUGGCCCUGCUGCGGUCGCUGCUGGGCAUCGAGCAGAUUGAGGCCGUCGACGCGGACCAGAUCAAGCUCGUCUACCGCGUCCCUGCAGCGGAGGAGGCGCCGAAGGGUGCCAAGGGUCCAAAGAGGCGGUCCAAGACGUCGACGUCGGGAGCCGAGGGGACAGUGACCAUUUUGCUCCGCUUCGAGGAGGUGGGAGGCCGAGUGGCUGGUGUCGAGAUCCGAACCGACAAGGACGAGGAGGUCGAGCUGAGCGAAGCGGCAGCGUCUCGACUGCGUGCGCUGCAGGAGGCCAACGACGUGCCGUUGAUGGUGCAAGAGGUGCUGAGCGCCUUUUGA